CUGCCAAUCAACUGCAAAAAGUGAUCUCCUUUUUCCCUGCAAAUGAAUACAACCUAUUAAUUUCAUACUUGUGAACUGAAAUAAAUCAUCAUUUUCCAUUAGAUUUAAUCCGAUUAAAUAGAGAUGUCAACUUCUUCUGUUUUAUAAUGGAAAAUAUUAUUGAGAUGCUGAAAAUGCAUAAAUUUCAUCUGAUACACAGCAGUAAAUUAGGCAGCCAUUCGACGAUUAUGGGCACUUAUCGAAGAUGGUGGGCUUUGUGCAGUCUAUGGAAGUGGAAGUGAAUGGUGGUGGGGCUCUCUGCUGUUAAUUCUGACAAUCUUUCUUCAGGUUUCUUUAUAUAACGAAUAUUUUCUGUACUAAGUGAAAUAAGGGAGAGUAAGUAUCGUCUUGAAACAAAGGGAGCAGAAAUGGCAAAAUAUAUUCUUCUUGCAGUUCUUAAAAUAUUAAUGCUCUUAAUAUUUGCUGGUUGGGUUUCUCUUUGGCUUCUAAAGCCUACUAAUUUAUGGACAAGAAAAUGGAAAGAAGCUGAAGAUAGUGCUAGGCCUACAAUAUUUGGCUAUUAUGGUCUUAACUUUGCUGCAUAUACAUUUCCUAUAAUCGCACUGGCUAUAAUUGGACUAGUCUACUUGAAUUUUCUGUCUAAGGAGCUAAUAAGAAGAAGACAAGCUAGGACUCCAACUAUUGGCUUCUCAAAUCCUGUGAUAGUAAACAGCUUUGUGGGUAUUUUGUCAAGCAAGGAAAUCUUGACUGUUCUCCUCUUCAUCCUGUUUUUAGUAUGGACUUAUUAUACCCGCAUCUCUAAUGACUUGAAGAAGUUGAUGCCAAUCAAAUCGCUGAACUUGAAUCUAUGGCAACUCAAGUAUCUAAGAGUAGCUACCCGAUUCGGUUUGCUAGCAGAAGCCUGCCUGGUUUUGCUGCUUCUGCCUAUUUUAAGAGGCCUAAGCUUAUUUCAAUUACUUGGAAUCCAAUUUGAAGCAUCAGUAAGAUAUCAUAUCUGGCUUGGAACUUCAAUGAUAUUUUUUGCCACUAUUCAUGGUGGAAGCACCUUGCUUGUGUGGGGUGUCAGUCACAACAUUCAAGACGAGAUUUGGAGAUGGCAGAAAACCGGCCGUAUAUACUUAGCUGGAGAGAUAGCCCUUGUUAUAGGACUAGUAAUCUGGAUUACUUCACUUCCUCAAAUAAGAAGGAAAAGAUUUGAACUUUUCUACUACACUCACCAUCUUUAUAUUGCAUUCUUCGUAUUCUUCUUGUUUCAUGCUGGAGACAGGCAUUUCUAUGCAGUUUUCCCUGGAAUCUUUCUCUAUGGUCUUGACAAGCUACUUCGAAUCAUACAAUCAAGACCAAAAACAUGCGUUCUUUCUGCAAAAGUGUUCCCAAAUAAAGCUGUACAACUUGUUUUGCCAAAAGAUCCAAGCUUGAAAUAUGCACCAACAAGCGUGUUAUAUAUAAAAAUACCAACUAUAUCUCAAUUUCAAUGGCAUUCCUUCAGUAUAACUUCGAAUUCCAUCGAUGACCAUUACACGAUGUCGAUUAUAAUAAAAUGCGAUGGAGGAUGGACAAGUUCUAUAUAUGACACGAUAAGAGCAGAAUUAGAUUCAGAUGCUGAGCAUAUGAGUUGCAUACCUACAGCAAUUGAAGGUCCUUACGGACCUGCCUCACUAGACUUCUUAAGGCAUGAUAGCUUACUUCUUAUUGCGGGUGGAAUUGGGAUAACCCCAUUUUUAAGCAUAUUAAAGGAAAUUGCUUCUGUUGAAAGCAGCAGCAGAAGCAGAUUUGGAUUCCCUGCAGAAGUGCAGCUUAUCUAUGUUGUAAAGAAAUCACAAGAUAUUUGCUUGUUAAGCUCAAUUUCUUCUCUGCUUUUGAACCAGCCAUCACCCGAACAAUUGAAUUUAAAACUCAAAGUAUUUGUGACUCAAGAAGAAAGGUCUUCCUCAACAUUAAGAGAACUGCUAAAUGAUAUAUCUCUAAUACGAACAGUCAAUUUCAGUACCAAAAGCUCUAAUUAUGCAGCACAAGGACUAGACACUCCACUAAAAAUUGCUGCAAUAGCUGCAUUAACUUGUCUUGUGUUUCUUGUUUUUCUUAUAAGUUUAAACCACAUAUUUCUUCCUUCCAAAAAGAAUGGUUCCGCCUCCAAAAAGAUGGUUGUUCACCCCAAAAAGGAAUUAUCUAAAGAAAAGACUUCUUCAUCAGUCGUUGAUUUACUUCUCCUUGCUUCUUUCAUUAUAGCAAUAACAUGCAGCACUUUUGUGGCAAUCAUUUUGAGAUGGAAAAGGCUAAAGAAAGAGAUUCCUCCUGUCUCUCAGAAACAAAGCAAAUCAGCUGAACCAAACACUAUGGAAAUAACAAGUGCUUUUGAGGAACAUGAAAUCCAUUUUGGAGGAAGGCCUAAUUUCCAAGAUGUAUUCUCCAAGUUUUUAAAUGAAACUGGCGGAUCUGAUAUCGGAGUACUGGUUUGUGGGCCUGAAGCUAUGAAAGAAUCGGUAGCAUCAAUAUGCAAGCUCAAAUCACAAGGGUUAAAUGCAGGUGCCAAGAGAAAGAAACGUUUCUUUAGUUUCCACUCCCUCAACUUCACACUCUAAGAGUUGUAGUUGGUGGGUUUCUACUUUCUACCAAGUAUUUUCAAGAGCAAAAACAAAGCUGUAAAUUUAGUUACUGCAGUUUUAACUUAUCUGUGAAUUUUUAUUUUAACAUAUAUAUGUCAAGGCAAAUUCUUAUCUUUUCUUUA
Molecule: messenger RNA, 2728 nt
Organism: Jatropha curcas
Lineage: Eukaryota; Viridiplantae; Streptophyta; Magnoliopsida; Malpighiales; Euphorbiaceae
Gene: FRO8
Product: ferric reduction oxidase 8
Cellular component (GO): plasma membrane
Molecular function (GO): ferric-chelate reductase activity
Source: RefSeq, a predicted model, not a curated record